Molecule: messenger RNA, 4491 nt
Organism: Mercenaria mercenaria
Lineage: Eukaryota; Metazoa; Mollusca; Bivalvia; Venerida; Veneridae
Exons: 8
Coding region: 123-863 (246 amino acids)
Biological process (GO): protein ubiquitination
Cellular component (GO): cytoplasm
Molecular function (GO): ubiquitin-protein transferase activity; metal ion binding
Source: RefSeq, a predicted model, not a curated record
CACAAGAGCAUUUGAUUCGCUUCGUGGGUAAGAUCUCGUUGAUUUUAUCUGCCAAUCAGUCAGUUGCAAUCAGUCGUUCAUUUGAACAAUUUGUUGAAGCCUCAGCUGAAGAAGAUAAAACAAUGGAAAAACCGAAGAGUUUAGAGGGUGAAAUUCAAGAUAAGCAACCAGAUUCAAUUCCGCCCCAGUCAUUAGAUAUGUCAGAUGAUGUCGAAGCCCCGUCUUUUGGAACUGCAGUUGUAGCAAAUCCUGAAUGGGUCGGCUUUGCCUCGAGACAAAAUUUCACUGGAACUAUAAUCGGGGCUAGAAAAAAGGGUUUUAUGAAAGUUUUGUGGUCUGAUGGUACCAUGGAGAAAUGUAAGUUUGGUGUAAAUGGAAACUACGAUUUUCAAGUAUCUAAGGACCAAGCUGUUGACUGUAGUCACUUGCAUAUUGGAUCCCUGGUUGCCAGAGGGCGGGACUGGCGCUGGAAAGAUCAAGAUGGAGGCGAAGGCAGUGUUGGUGUUGUAUUGAAAGUAGACGGACCUGUUGUACAUGUUAUUUGGCCUCAUGGCGGGCAAGGAAAUUACCGAUAUGGUUAUAAUAAAAAGUUUGACCUGGCACUUUGCAAAACGCGCAGAAACACAACCGAAGAGACAAAUUUUGCUUGGUAUAUUGAGGAAGAGGAAGGUCAGUGGAGACCUUUUCCAACAGAGGUCAAUGAGAGUAUUGAAAACAUGCACAAAACAAAUCAUGCCGGGACAUUCCUUGUGAAAAUGGAUGAAAAGUCAUUGCGAGUUUCAAUUCAGCAUUUACAGGCAAGAGAUCCAAACACACAGCUAACUUAUAACAUUGAAAGGCGAGAAUCGUCCAUAGAGGAAUAGCAAUGAUCAGUUGAUAUAAUGGCACCAACAGGGAUGUGAAUAGUGAAUAACAAAUAUGGAACAUCAAGCUAAUAUUUCUUCGUAACUUCCUUUGAAUGAGUAGCUUUACCUAUUAACCUUUAGCCUGCUGGCGGCAAAUAUUUCAGCCUUUGCGACCAGUGCAGAUUUUCAGUGAACACCCCUUCAAAUAAUAAAUGGUAUUGCCCAAAUUUAAUGAUGGACCAGUCCAUUUAGGAAAUUUAGCAGGCUAAGGGUUAAGCCGUAGUCCUGAGGCAAAGCAAAACAGCCUUCUUAUGCAGUGUAGAUACGGUGGAGAACAUUGUGUGUUACAGCACAGAAGUAACAUUAAAUCUUUCAGACAGUUACUAACUUUAAAUCGAAACAAUUAAUUGAAAUGAGUCAGUAGAGCUGGACGCAAAAUGUUGUAGUUGUGUGGAAUGCAAUCUGAUUAAAAUCUCAAAGUCUUCUCGUACCUCCGCGUAACGUUACUGAUGAGAUGCUUUUAAUCAGAUUGGUGGACAUGUUAAUAUAAUGCAAAUGAGUUUCACCUCUGUUGAUAUGUAAUCAGUUUAUAACAUAUUCAUUGACAUCACAUUGAAGGAUAAGGCACUGUUAAUAAUAAGAUUUGUUCAGCUCUCGAAAAGAACUACUCUUGCUGUGCUUUCAUGCUUAAUAAUUUCUGUAUCUUCAAAAUGCACAAAAUGUUGAUACUUUGUACACAUGAAGUGUCUCAUACAGUGUCUCAAAUUUGAUUUGGGUAUCAUUUGUAUAUAUCACCUUUAAAUUAAAUAGCACCCCAUCUAGAUCCAGAAAUAAUAUCUAGUAGUUCAUUAUUCCUUUUCACACUGUUUGCCCCUUCAGCCAGCCUGCCUUUUUGUCUUUGUAUUGUAUAUAAUUAACAGCUUAUCGACCCUUUUGCUUCCUUUUGACUUGCCACAAAUUUAUUAAUUAAGUCCGGCUACGUAACAUUUACACUGAAUUGAGUGGAAAGCUUCGACUUGACCAAACGACAUUAUAACUCCACCAACUGACCAAUAAAAAAACUUCUUGGUUAAAAGCGUUAUAUCGCUAAUAAUCUUGACAUACGCGCACGCUAGAGUUAUAAGACACGACCAUAUCUGCGCAUAUUUUGAUCACCGAAAGAAAUGUUUUGCAUAAUUAGUUCUUCUCUUUAGAAAUGAAACAAAUGUCCGACAUGGCUGUUUGCACCUCGGGAACAAUUAAAUAAAUGAUUCUACUGGUAUACUGUACGUUUUUGUGAGUUAAAUCCUUUCAAAGUACACACAUGCAUUAACAUUUAUUGAAAAAAGUACCAACAACUUGUUAACAGAAAGUCCAUACGCCAUUAAAAUCAAAUGUCACGUACUUUCGCGACCUAUUUUUUUUCCUUUGGACACUUUAAUUGGAACUGUGCAAAAAUCCUGAAAAAACUUAUCAAAUGUUUACCAAAUGAAGUGUUUGUACAAUUUAAUUGUAGCUGUGCAAAAAUCUUGAAAAAAUACUCAUCAAGUGUAAAAUGUUUAAAUGUAACAAACGAAGUGUUGGACUAUUUGUACAAGAUCUGUGAAGAAUUAUUAUUUAGGUCUAGAUCUUAGCAACUUAAUAAAAUGUUCUCUCAGUUUUACUAGAGAACAAUUAAAUUUGUAAUUCAGUGGGAUGUCUACAAGUAAAGUCUUAAACCAAUAUAAUUAAAUAUUCAAAAUUCCUUAUGUACCUCCCCACCCCCAAUUCUGACCAGGGGCAAACCCUAACUAAUGACCGGAAGGACCAUCUACUUUUAAAAUCUGUCUUAUUAUGCUGGUUACAGUCUGACAACUUCUGAUGUUUUAUGACGAACAAUAUUAUCAGUCAGAACAUGCACCGCAGCCUCCGAGUCCGUCUUCAUCGUCGAAAGUUUCAAAGUUUUCUUAAGGAUGAAUCCCCAUCUCCCCCCCCCCCUACCUGUAAAAGGGGAAUAUCUUCUCCCACACCACCCCCUAUCCUGCCGCUUUGCAGGUACUAGCUGCCAUCCUGCCUAUAUAAAUGCCUGAUUGGAGCACUGUUUACUUUAUUGUUUAUAAGCAUAAUUUUUAUUCUAGUAUCUUUUCUUUUCGUCGUAACUCUAUAUGUAUUAUACCUUAACAGUUUUCUUAUUUAAGCAUAACUUGUCCAAACUAACAGUUUGGUCAAAUAUCAUAUUCAAAUUGAAUUGACAGUAUGGUUUGCUAUAGCAGGAACCAAGAAUAUGACAUGGAAACAUCCCUUUAUAAACUCCUUUCUCGUGUAUUUGUAUCCCAGUAAGUUUAUUACCACAAUGUUGAGUAAAUUUACAACUCUUAAUUCGUUUAUAUUUGUAACUUUUGAUCACAUGCUGCUAUGAUUAUUUUUCGUUAUUGAGGGUGGAAGGCAGUGCUUUCAUACCUUCACCAUUUAAUAUGUCAUAUUUUGAGUUAUGACAAUAUUGUGUCAACCACACAUGUCAUGUACGCAUUUUCUAACAUCGACGGCAGCAAAACAAUGUAAACAUGUAUAUCAUAAACAAGCAUUGACACUGAAUUGUGACAUCUGAAACAGGAAAAGACGUAUUAUACUAAAUGAAUGAACAGCACUAUUUCUGUUAAGUUUCAGAAUAAAUAAAGGGUGUAAAGAAUGUUCGUUCCAGUUAAGCAAACAGCUACUAGUAUAUUAUUUUACUGAGAAGUAGAAGACAUUAAGGAAGGUCCGUACUAUUUACUGCAAAAAAAAACUACCUAUCAUCAUGUUUUAGGUUUUAUUGUUUAACGAGAUAAUAUGAAUGUACGCCAUUCGGUGCAAAAUAACACUUAUUCAAAUAUCUAUGGAGGAAAUGAUAUUUUUCACAAAAUUUUAUUGGGGUAGGUAACUUGCAAACUUAAAAACACACUUAUGUUGCGGCGACAUUUUAAGAACUUAUUUGUUUUGUUUAACAGAUAAUGAGACAUGUAAAGUUUCUCGGCCAUUUAAAUGCUGAUAUGUUUUCUUCUUGCUGGUACAGAAAUUUGGUUAAUUUCAGAUUUUCUUACUGGAGAAAAUACAAUCUAUAUGUAUUAUGUUUACUAAUUUCAGAAAUUUUUAACUUUUGAAAAUAUCUUAAUUAGUGAUCCCAAAAUCAGCUUUUAUGUCAGGCCUUUUAUUUUUAUUUGUUUGUAUAAUGCGGAUUUACUUUUCCAAUUGGAACGAACUUUCCUCACACCCUUUAAUACUAUAAUGAUUAUUAUGCAGAUCUAUUGCAUGUAACUUAAUUAAAUAUCAUUAAUUCAUUGUGCUGAGUGGUAGAGGGAUCAUACUUUAGAAUGAAAUACAUUCCUAACAUGACGUGUUUUUAAAAAUGGUAGUCAUUUUUUUUACUCGAUUCAAUAUCCUUAUUCCAAUAAAGAUGUUUAUAUAAUUUUUGUCUCAUCUUGGUAUGUUGUUUUAGAAAGAACAAGUUGCUUCGUCAUUUUAUUCCUUUUCAUACUUGAUUUGCUAUGGUUGUAAUUAUGAACAGAACUGGAUAUUGUUUAUACCAGAAUCAUUUUUAAGUAUUUAAGUUUUGUUCAUGUUAUAUAUGCGAAGCUUUAGCGGCGUAUACAUUGAACAUGUUCAAGGACAUUCGGAUGUUUUUGAAUAAAUGACUUUGCAUCGAAAAAUA